Telopea speciosissima is the source of this 839-nucleotide messenger RNA. RefSeq names its product putative invertase inhibitor. The transcript is spliced from 2 exons. Bases 1 to 822 code for a protein of 273 amino acids. The record is from RefSeq and is a predicted model, not a curated record. Gene Ontology annotation, molecular function: enzyme inhibitor activity. Lineage: Eukaryota; Viridiplantae; Streptophyta; Magnoliopsida; Proteales; Proteaceae.
AUGACUGGCUUGAAAUCUUAUGCUAUGAACAUGGUCAAUUCCAAGCAGUUCGAUGAUUCAAAGGUGAAGGAAGCCUUGAAGGAUUGUGUCAAUUUCUACUCACAUGGGAUUGACUCAGUAAUGGUAGCAAUAAUGGCUUACAGGGUUAAGGAUUAUAGAACAUCAAAUGUACAGAUGAGUGCAGCAUUUGAUUCAGCUUUUGAUUGUGAAGAUGGGUUUAAUGAGAGAAAAGGUUUAGUUUUCCCUCUGAAGAAGCUGAAUCAGAUUAUGAUUUAUGUCAAUGAAUUGCCUCUGUAUUUUACCUAUGUGCUUAGUAAUGGAGCCACCGGAGGCGGCGGCGAUUUCAAGGGAACUUGCCGGAAAUGCGCAAAGGGUGAUCCAAACAUAAGCUAUGACUUCUGUGUGACCUCUCUCCAAGCAGUUCCCAAGAGCCAUAAUUCCACCCUCAAAGAACUUGGUCUCAUUGCAAUGAAGCUAACAAAAACCAAUGCUUCCUCCACCAAAUCCUUCAUCAAGAAUCUCUUGAAGAACAAGAAGAUCAAUCCACACGAUAAGCUUGCGUUGCAGGAUUGCAUAGAAGUCUAUUCAGAAGCCAUUGAUUUGCUAAAAGAAGCCAUGAAUGACUUCAAAGAUAAACAAUAUUCUGAAGCUAAUAUCAAAUUGAGCUCAGCCAUGGAUUCAUCAACAACUUGUGAACAAGGGUUCAAUGAGAAGAAGAAAGGUAAAAUGUCUCCAUUAACCAAGGAAAACAGAAAUUUGUUCCAAUUGGCUGCCAUUUCUUUGUCCAUCAUCAAUAUGGUUGGAGGAAAAAGUUACUAUUAAUUAACCCUUCUAAGUUA